CAUUAACAGCAUCUAGAUAAUAAUUUUUUUAGUAUUUAGGUAGUGUAAAAAAGAACAAAUAUAGGAAAAAUAGAAAAGCAAAAGAAUAAAAAGAGAAGAAAAUUUACUGUGAACAUUAACAGCAUCUAGUUUGUAGUUGACUGGCCUGAGCAUGAAUGACAUAAAUAGACACUAGUGGAUUGUUCAUUCUCUAUAUAAAUUAAAAACUUUCCUCUCAACACAUAUACUAUCAUAAACUAGCUACAUACAACAUAAUAAAGGCCAAGUAGAGGGAAUAUUUAUAGUAUACUACUGAAAACUUCUUUCUGAAGUUCCAUAUAUUAUCAGUUUAACACUUAAGUUUCAAAAGAAACUACCUUCAAUGAUGGAAGGUCUCAGAAACUGUUGGCUUUUAUCUUUGGUAAUACUUAUUCUUACUGUCUCAUGCACUUCAGAUGCAAGGCAUCAUCAUAAAAAGCCUUCUGCAGUUAUAGUUGGUGCUGUUUUUUGUGACACUUGCUUCCAAGAUGACCUUUCUAAGGGCAGCCAUUACAUAUCAGGUGCAACUGUUGCAGUAAGAUGUGCAGAAGGGCGCUCGAGACCAGAAUUUUACCAAGAGGUAAAAACAGAUAAUCAAGGAAAUUUUAAGGUGCAAUUACCCUUCUCAGUCAGCAAACAUGUUAAAAAAAUUGAAGGUUGUAUUGUGAAGCUGGUUAAGAGCAGUGAAUCAUAUUGUGCAGUGGCCUCUACUGCUACUUCAUCAUUGAUCCACCUAAAGGGUAAAAAAGGAGGAAAACACAUCUUUUCUGCUGGUUUCUUCACUUUUAAGCCCUUUAAACAACCUGGUGUAUGUAAUCAACAACCAAGUGUAACAAAUUCCCAGUUAAAUUCUCUUGAAGACUUAUUUAACCCACAAUACCCAACAAUUCCAACAAUACCAGAUAUUCAUACACCUGUUACACCAAACCCUGCAACAUCAACUUAUCCAAAUACACCUUCAAUGCCAAAUUGGCCUAACCUUCCACCACUCCCUACACUCCCAUCUCUCCCACCGCUUCCUAAACUUCCGUCUCUCCCAACUUUACCGCCUACUACUACAAUCCCGGGCAUACCUAUAGGGCCUUACGAGGACAAAAAAUUGGAAAAUGGUUUGGUGACACAACCACAACAGUUUUUUCCACCAAUUAUUCCACCAGUACUUACUCCCCCACCAGGUCCUUUCCCUUUACCGCCUAACCCACUUCAGCCAGCACCUCUGCUGCCGAACCCCUUACAGCCACCGGCUCCACCUCUCAUCCCAAAUCCAUUUCAGCCCCCGACUCCACCACCAAGUUUAUUGCCUCCUACACCCCUGCCCCCUCUUCCACCUCUUCCUCCCUUGCCUACUUUGCCACCAGUACCUGGAUUAAAUCCAACACCUUCACCACCACCACCAGCAUCUUCAUUUCCCCUUCCUCCAAUAAUCCCAUUGCCACCUACACCGCUCUUCCCUGGUUUUCCUCCAUUGAGGUCAAAGAAAGUGAACCCUUGAAGAGUAGUUAGCUAGCAUGUACAAUCUUUGUAAUCAAUAACCACCUACCAGUAUGAUUUCCAUCUUUGCUUUUAUUUGCUGCUUUCUCUUUUCAAGUUAUUUAAAAAAAGGAAAAAGGAAAAAUAUUCAGCCUUCUCCACGGAUAGAAAUUAGGUCUGUAAUGUGUUAUCUUACCCAAAGUUUGCAUGUUUUUGUUCA
Molecule: messenger RNA, 1708 nt
Organism: Beta vulgaris subsp. vulgaris (sugar beet)
Lineage: Eukaryota; Viridiplantae; Streptophyta; Magnoliopsida; Caryophyllales; Amaranthaceae
Product: proline-rich extensin-like protein EPR1
Exons: 2
Coding region: 362-1510 (382 amino acids)
Source: RefSeq, a predicted model, not a curated record